AUGUAUAAACAGUUCGAUCAGAUCGGUCUCUGGAGUCCGAGAAAAAAAGCAAUGACUUCAGAAUCGUUGACAAUUCGUCAUCGUACAGUUGAACGUACUGUACAAGGAGCGCAUGUUUCGCUCAAUAAAGUUAUGGCUGUUACCACCAUGAAAGAACAGCAUGAUCAUGAAAAAAAUGAAUUAACAAGAUUAAAUACACGCUUUGUUGGUUAUAUUAGUCGCGUUAAACAAAUAGAAACAGAAAAUAAACAAUUGGAAUUAAAAUUGGAUAAUUUACGUAAACAUUGGGGUUUGGAUUCGAUUCGUUUAAAACUUGAAUUUGAACAAACUUUACAACAGACACGAAAAACAAUUGAUCAAACUUCGUUUAAUAAAGCACAAGCUGAACUCGGUGCAAAACGAGCUCAAUUUAAUAUUUUAAAUUAUAAAUGUUUGUGUGAUGAUGUACAACACUGGUCAAAUGAAGAUAAAGCUAAAUUAGCAAUAUUAGAAACAUCAUUAUCAUCAAAUCAAAUAGAAUCUGAACAAUUUCAUCGUUUAAUAAAUAAAUUAAGAAAUGAUGUUGACAAAUAUCGUAGUGAUAUGAAAUAUUUAUUAGAAGAAAUUAAUCGUUUAGCUUCUGAAUUAGAUACAGAAAUAAAAGGUCGAAUUACAAUUGAUGGUGAAAUACAAACAUUACAAGAACAAAUUCAAUUUUUAACGGUAAUACAUGAACAAGAAAUGAAUGAAUUACGAAUAUUAUUACUAGGUCAUACUGGUAUUAAUCCCACAAAAUUUUAUAUAAAUGAAUUACAAAAUGCUAUAGUAGAAAUACGUAAAGAUUUUGGAAAAUUAUCACGUCUACAACAACAAGAAUUGGAAAAUUAUUAUCAACUUAAACGAACGGAACUUGUCGAACAAAUUCAACGAAAAGUUCCUGUUCGUACUGGACAUAUUGACUAUAAAGAAUCAAUAGUAACUGUUCGACAAACAAUUAUUCAAACAAAAAAAGAAAAGAAUAGUUUACAAAAUGAAUAUGAAAUUAAUUUGGCUAAAAUGAAUGAUUUACAAUUUAAAUAUGAUACAUUGAAACGAGAAAAUAGUAUUAUAAUUGGACAACGUGACUAUGAAAUUGUUGAAUUACGAAACAAAAUAAUGCAUUUAACAUCAUCUUAUGAUAGAAUUAUAUCCAAUAAAACAAUAUUAGAAUUUGAAAUUAGUACAUAUAGAAAUUUAUUAAGUGCACAAGAAGGACGUAUGCCUAUUAAACCUCCACCAAUUAUUCCAAUAAUUAAACCGGAAAUAGAAUACAGUGAAAGUGAAUCACAAUAUGUAACAAAAUUUCAACGCAGUGCGAAAGGUAUAGUUUGA
Didymodactylos carnosus is the source of this 1350-nucleotide messenger RNA. The record is from the annotation of a GenBank genome assembly. NCBI's taxonomy places the organism in Eukaryota, Metazoa, Rotifera, Eurotatoria, Philodinida, Philodinidae.